AUGUUUUUGUUUUAUCAAGAUACAUUUUAGUCAUCUUAUAAUAUCUGCCUACAUUAUAGCGGUUCUGAAACUUUGUUAUUAGCAACUAAUUAUAAAAAUGGCAAUAGUUGAAAAAAUUAAAUUAUCAGGAAAAAUGGCUUGCAAAAGUUUAUUCCUUUAUUAUCCGACCAAUAAAAUUGUGAGGAUUGAAAAUAUAUACCUUACUUUAUUUUACCGCAUUCUUCAAGCAUUGUGUGUUGGGUUUUUGAUUGGUUAUGGAGUUAAACUUAAUAAAAAUCAAGAUGUUGAUGAUGGCAUAGCAUCAGUUUCAACAGCAACGCUAAAAGGAACUUACGCAAUUUACAAGAAUAUUACCCCGCCAUUAUAUAAAUUUGAAGUUUAUGAUUCAGCUGGUUAUGUUGCUUCACCUAAGGAGGAUGGUGGAUUUUUUAUAAUAACUAACAAAGAAGUUACCGCAAACCAAACUCAAUCAGUAUGCCCUGAAGAUCCAAGAUUUAAGAAAAACGAAUGUAAAAAAGAUGCACAAUGCUUGCCACCUUUAGCACCUGUCCAUAAUGGAAAUGGUUUAAGAACUGGAAAGUGUGUUCAAUCAGACCGCCCAAACAUAACACACAGAGUGUGUGAAAUAUAUGCAUGGUGUCCAAUAGAAAAAGAUAUUAACAACGACAGUCCACCUUUGUUGGAUGAAGCAAAAGCAUUAUCAGCUUUUAUAAAAAUUGACAUAAUUUUCGGCAAAUUUAAUUAUGAAAGGGUGCGAUAUUUGGUGUUUUUGUUGAAUGGGAUUGUGACUUAGAUGAAGUACCUUCAAAGUGCAUUCCAGCCUAUAAAAUAAAAAGACUUGACAAUCCAAAUGAUAGAUUAGCUUCUGGUUUUAAUUACAGAGUUGCUAACUAUUCUUUUGUAAAUAAUAAACAGUACCGAACACUUACCAAAACAUAUGGGUUAAAAUUUCAAAUAAUAGUAACUGGAAAGGGAAGGAAAAAGGAUUUCUAUACGACAAUUGUCUUUUUAGGAGCUACUUUAGCUCUGCUCAGUAAGGUGGCUGUUUUUUUUGAAUGGAUCGUUCUUUUUGUUUGCUCAUGUAAAAAAAAUAAAGAAAAGUUCGACAAGUGUAAAUACAAAACUUUUAAUGAAGAAAAUGUUUGGUAAUAAUAUGUUAUUUAAUUAAAAAAAA
Hydra vulgaris (swiftwater hydra) is the source of this 1174-nucleotide messenger RNA. Its product is annotated as P2X purinoceptor 4a. Gene Ontology annotation, molecular function: extracellularly ATP-gated monoatomic cation channel activity. Lineage: Eukaryota; Metazoa; Cnidaria; Hydrozoa; Anthoathecata; Hydridae. The record is from RefSeq and is a predicted model, not a curated record. Gene Ontology annotation, cellular component: nuclear inner membrane. Gene Ontology annotation, biological process: calcium ion transmembrane transport.